This is a messenger RNA of Malania oleifera, 1709 nucleotides long. Its product is annotated as protein trichome birefringence-like 12. NCBI's taxonomy places the organism in Eukaryota, Viridiplantae, Streptophyta, Magnoliopsida, Santalales, Ximeniaceae. Gene Ontology annotation, cellular component: Golgi apparatus. The record is from RefSeq and is a predicted model, not a curated record. Gene Ontology annotation, molecular function: O-acetyltransferase activity. The coding region runs from base 101 to 1303 and encodes 400 amino acids. The transcript has 4 exons.
GGUCGUAAACUCGUAAUAUUUUGCUUUGCCUGUUCCGCUUUCAUCUCUCUCUCUCUCUCUCUCUCUCGCCCUCGCCCACCCGCCAUAGAAAUGCUUCACAAUGUUCCUUAAGCUCUCCCCAUCACUCUUCUCAUGCCUCAUCUUGCUAACCUUCACAGUCCUGUACCUAUCCUCUAGGCUUCUCUCUGUCUACACUCACUCUUCUUCUCCAAAAGCCCACACCUCUGCUUCGUUCGCCUCCCCCUGCAAUCUCUUUAAUGGCAAUUGGGUCCAAGACCCUCAUCGCAGAGCUAUCUACGACGAGACCUGUCCCUUCCACCGCAACGCCUGGAAUUGCCUUAGGAACAAGAGGGACAACAUGGGUAUGAUUAAUUCUUGGAAGUGGGUGCCCCGAAACUGUGAUUUGCCUCGGAUCGAUCCGUCAGGAUUUUUGAGUCUGAUGAGGAAUCGGAGAAUUGGGUUUGUUGGUGACUCGUUGAAUGAGAAUUUUCUGGUCUCGUUCUUGUGUAUUCUUAGGGUGGGUGAUUCGGGUGCUAAGAAGUGGAAGAAGAAGGGGGCUUGGAGGGGAGCUUACUUCCCUAAGUUCAAUGUUACGGUGGCAUACCAUCGCGCUGUGUUGCUUGCCAAAUACAAGUGGCAGCCAAAACAGACGGUUUUCUCUAAUCAAGAUGGCUUGAAAGGAAUAUAUCGAGUUGAUGCUGAUAUUCCUGCAGAUGAUUGGGCUGACAUCACCAAUUUUUACGAUGUGCUAGUUUUCAAUACUGGCCACUGGUGGGGCUAUGACAAAUUCCCAAAAGAAACACCCCUUGUUUUCUACAGAGCAGGACAGCCAAUACUUCCUUCCCUUGAGAUGUUAGAUGGACUUAAAACUGUGCUGGACAAUAUGGUCUCGUACAUAGAAAAUAAUGUCCCAAGUAAGACACUUAAGUUCUGGCGUUUACAAUCACCAAGACACUUUUAUGGUGGAGAUUGGAAUCAAAAUGGUAGUUGCGUCUUUGAUGAGCCUCUUGCAGAACACCAGCUUGAUUUUUGGUUUGAUCCCAGCAAAAAUGGAGUGAAUAAAGAAGCAAGACAAAUCAACCAUUUGAUUGAAAAUGCAUUACAAGGCACGAAUAUUCAAUUGCUUGAUCUUACGCAUUUGAGUGAGUUCAGAGCAGAUGCCCAUCCAGCGAUCUGGUUAGGAAAGAAGGAUGCAGUGGCAACCUGGGGUCAGGAUUGCAUGCACUGGUGCCUACCUGGUGUCCCAGAUAUAUGGGUCGACAUUUUGUCAGAGUUGAUUCGCUCUAGUUUGCCAGCAAGGUGAUGAAUGGAUUAAUAGAAAUGGUUGAUGGGUGGUGGAGAAAAUGAAUAUGAUUUGAGUUUUAUCAUGUAUUUGUUUUGAUGAAGGAUGUGAAGGGGGUGGCAGAGCUUGAUCACAUAUCCAUUAUGCAACAGAAGGAUCCCACUAUAAAUCAUCAAGAUUCUUCCCAUCUAAAAAGUGUGGGAUAAGAUAUGGGGACUUCUGCUAUUGCAAAUGUACAACCUUACUGCGACACAGGUGGCUAGUGUCCCGUGGAAUUUUGUAGGUAGUGGUCUUUGGAUGAGAAAUUUUAUGCCUUGCAAUCCUUUCUUUCUUUCUUUCUUUUUUUAUUUUUUAUUUAGUGUCCCGUGGAAUUUUGUAGGUAGUGGUCUUUGGAUGAGAAAUUUUAUGCCUUGCAAUCCUUUCUUUC